UUGGCAUGACCCACUCAGCAGUGAGCUCUAAGCCAGUGACCCUCCCUCUCAUUCUGGGCUCAUGGCACUAGCUCUGCUACCUUCUUUCCCCUCUCCCUCUUCAGCUCUAACCUUCAACCACAAACCCCAACCACCACCUUCAUCCAAACCCUUCGUUUCACAUUUCAGACACCCAAACUGUGAUCCCUGCUUAUUCUCCACAACCACAAUUCUACAACCUUCUACAUGGAAACCUACCCUUUUUGUGGCGGCAGCGAUUCCAGAAGCGGUUAACGGAGAAAAAUCUCUCAACACUCAAAACGACGACGUUUUCAAGAAUGAGGAGGAGGAGCAGCAACCACCGCAGAGGAGGCCCAGAGGACCCUGUGAAAUCUAUGUCUGCAAUCUUCCCAGAAGCUGCAACGCUGCUCACCUACUUGAUUUGUUCAAGCCUUAUGGAACCAUUAUAUCUGUUGAGGUUUCCAGAAAUGCUGAGACUGGUGAAAGUAGGGGAUGUGGUUAUGUCAUAAUGGAAUCCAUAAACUCAGCAAAAAGUGCAAUUGCUGCAUUGGAUGGAUCAGAUGUUGGGGGGCGCGAAUUGCGGGUUAAAUUUUCAGUUGAGAUGAGUCUUGAAAGGACGGAUGCCAAUGCGAAUGCGGGGGAAAUGUACGCUUCUCCCAAGAGAACAUUUUACUAUGAAGCUCCUCAUAAGUUGUAUGUGGGCAAUCUUGCUAGGGUUGUUAAACCUGAGCAGUUGAGAAAUCAUUUUAUCAGAUUUGGGAAUGUGCUUAGUGUUAGAGUGUUGCAUGAUCGUAAACAAGGGAAAGCCCGGGUCUAUGCGUUUCUCUCCUUUGAAUCAGAGGCUGAACGUGAUGCAGCAAUGUCUCUUAAUGGAACAGAAUUUUAUGGCCGUACUAUUGUAGUCAGAGAGGGCGCACAGAGGACUGAGCCUUAACCGGGAUUUCAGUGCCUGCGUAAAGAUGGCAUCAAUUUUGGUUUUUCACAUGGAGGAAGAUUGCAAGUGUAUGUAGCUGAGAGUUAGAAACAGAUUUGUGGAGCUUCCUUAACUAGGAAAUGUAAGCUCAAAGAAGAAGGGGCCUUAUAACUGUGGCAGUUGCAUCAACAUAUGAUUCAUGCUCUUUUUUGGUUUUACAUCAAAUUGCAAUGAGUAAGUGCAUGUUUGGUUUUGCUUCUAGUGAGACGGAAUCAAUUCUACUUUCUGGAUGCGACAAGAAGUAACUUUUCCUGUACUAACGUGAUAGUUUAGUGAUGUUCCAAACAUGCAAAAAUAUGCUGUAGUAGUAGAAUCAAAUUAAGUUUUGAAUUUAACACGGCCACUAUUGCUGAGUAUUGAAAUUUAGAACAUGAUUAGCCAUUUGCAUGUUACAAGAGUAAAGCUUUAAUAUUUUUAAACAGAUGCCAUGUUAGUUGGUAUGUAUCAUGUGAGUAUGAGCUGGUUAAACUUAUAAUGAUAGCUACGCCUUCAAGGCCAUUGAAGUAGUUUUGCUGUGUACAACUUGAGGUCAUUUUACGCCAGCAUGUUUGGAAAUUUUGACCAAAAUUACAACAAUUGUAAGUUGUAACUGCUAAUUCUAACUAAAAUUAUGAAUUAUACUUAAUCUACCCCGUAGUUCAAAAUUUCAAGUGACAUUAUAUCUAAUUUCUCUCUUAGCAACAUAAACCUAUCACACUUUAAUGGUUAAGUUAGGGCAUCAGCCACUUGUUCUUCUAUACUGCAGUAGACCAGCUCAAUUUCCCCUUUAUUCACUUAAUUUCUCAAAUAGUGAAAGAUGAUCUUUACAUGGUUGGUCCUGUGAAAUUGGAUUCUUUCUGGAGUUUACUGCUGAAACAUUAUCUACACCCAACACCAUAGGUUGCUCCACUCCGAUGCCUCUACUCCAAUAAUGUUUUAAAGCCACAUAAAUUUUUUUUCCCAAGUAUCCCACGACCGAUAGUCAUGAGAUUAAUCCCUAGAGACUCGAAGAUCACAUUAAGUGGGUAGAUCUCUCCCAAUAAAUGCUACUGCACACUCACUGCCCAGUGAUCGAACCCCUGAACUAAAUGCUUUAAGACCUCAACUAUCUACAAGUUAUGCUACACAUCGUUGAUAAAGCCACGUAACUUUUAAGUGCACCUAAUGAUGCAACAAAAUUGUUCUAUCUUACAUGAUGUUAGAGCCACAACCAGUUGCUUCUCUGAACUCCAUUAGAAUGCAGUAUUACACAAUUGAAAAACAUAACCACUCGUGCUCUUAUUAUCUUCUUUCAUGUAAUCAUGUCCUCACCUAUAUGAGUCCAUGAAACCAUAAAUUACAGAAUAUUUCCCCUUGAGGUUUUUUUUUUGUAAGCAUUUCCCCUUGAGUUGGCUUAUAUCAUUGGUGAAUAAUCUGCCGGUCCAUUUCAUUGAAGCAUCAAGGUCCUCUCUCGGUUCAUCAGGCCCACGAGCAGAUCAGGUCAGAUCAUAUUGAUUGAUAUUUUCUUUUUAAAAAUAUAGUCCAAUUAUAAAAAUACAUUGACAUAGAAAUUUAUCAACAUUUCACAUGAAAAAAACAUUUUACUACUGGGAAAUAGCAAAAUAGAUUUUCCCUAUUCCAUAUUUAUAAUUGGGAUACAAGUGGAGUUGCGUGUAUACAUAAAAAAUAUAUGUUUGAAGUUCCAUUUUCACUUCUUUAUUUUGGACUAUGUUUAAUUAAUUUUAAACUUAGUUUGGAGUAUGUGCGACUAAUCUAAAAUAAAAGAAAAGGAUUGUACAUGUGGUUUUUUUAUGGGGCAAAUCUGUCUUGAAAGGUCUUUUCAACAUAUAACUUUUCAUGUGUGACUCGAGACUAUGAGGGGCUGGUGCUUGCAUCGGUGGCUAGUUUUCCAAUGAUGGCUCCCUCCCAGGUUUUGGCAGAGUGUUGGCCCUUCGAUGAGUGAUGGGUUUGGCUUCUCAACUUGACUUUCAGCGUGUUUGAUUUGAAAUAGAUUGUCUCCAGUUAUUUUAGAGAUGAAAAAAGCCUCAUGAUGACGAUUCUUAUAUGGCUUCUAUUGUUAAGGACUGCAUUUUUCUUUAUCGUUCUUUUGAUUUUGUGACUCUUUUUUUUUUCGUCCAGGCAACACCGUUGCGGAUUUUCUAUCUAGGAGGGCCUCAUCGUUCGCUAAUUUGGGGUGGAUGGAACAAGUUUCCCCACAAGUUGUUCCUUAUGUAAUUGCGGAUGUUUUAGCCUCAGUGCUAGUCCAAUUUUAAUUGAAUUGCAGGAAUUUUCAAAAAAAAAACACAUAACUUCUCAUGA
Lotus japonicus is the source of this 3250-nucleotide messenger RNA. Its product is annotated as 28 kDa ribonucleoprotein, chloroplastic. The record is from RefSeq and is a predicted model, not a curated record. Bases 62 to 934 code for a protein of 290 amino acids. Lineage: Eukaryota; Viridiplantae; Streptophyta; Magnoliopsida; Fabales; Fabaceae. Gene Ontology annotation, molecular function: mRNA binding. The transcript is spliced from 4 exons. Gene Ontology annotation, cellular component: cytosol.